AUGAAUGAGUUGAAAAUUAAUUUCAAAAACAAGUUUAUCAGUAACACUUUUAUUAAUCAGAGUCUUAUUGAUGAAUACUAUGUUACUGAUUCUAAUGGUGUCACUGAGUGUGAUAUUGAAAUUACCGGAAUUGAUCCUACCUCUUACCCUGCACAUCUUGUGACACCAACUCCUCUCACUGAAAAUAUUAUUGCUUUUCCUAUCUCAAAUGGAGUGUUUCAUACUGUUCAUGAACAACUUAAGCAUUUUCCUGAUUGUAAUGCUUCUGUGAAUAAGUCCAAAUCUGAUAUUGAUGUCAGCUCCUCAUCUAUCACUGAUCAUAAUUUAUCUGACGCUGAGUCCAGUUGUGAUUCAAUGACUAACAAAAGGACUCAAAGUUCACUUGGUGGAUCUUACAAAUCUAAAUGUGCUAAGUCUAGAUAUGCUCACCAAGAAGAACUUUGGCAGUGCAUUGAGGAAUCCAUUCAUGUGAAGUUUGAUGAAGAGUCAUUCACUGAUGAAAAAGUAGCUCAUUCCUCUUCUAUCUUUCAUGAGCUGCUCUCUUGCCCAUAUGGUGAAGUUUAUCACCCUGAAGAAGAAGCUAUUAUUCCUGAUCCCAUCGUUCUAGAUCCCAGUUCUGUAAAUCAAGGUACUGUGGUCAGCACGACAACUCAUUUGUCCGAUACUGAUGAAACCCUUGAAGCUGAAGGUUCUCCUGCAACUGAUGUUCCUCUCAGUAAUAACACUUCAGUGUCAAAUCCAUUGGCAUCAGUAUCAGCUUCUGAACAUCGAGAUCACCCUGCUGAUCAAAUUAUUGGGAAUCUUCAUGAUGGUGUCCAAAUAUCUAAUAAUUUUUGCAUAGUAAUCCCUGCUCCAAACUCUCCUUCUCUUCCUAUAUACAUCAAAGCCACUAAUGUCGUUUUCAACCCCGACAUACCAGAUGUUCAUCGAGGUCUUGGAUUAGAUGAUUUUGUUAACUUUCUAGCCUCGUGUAGACUUCGAUAUACUAUCAGUGAGGUUCCAUCAGAGUUCUUUCCAGAACAAAUAUGUGAUUUCUACUACUCUGCAUCAGUCAAUAACGACAACAACGUCACCUCCGGCACCGUUGGGCGUGGCCGUCAUUCAGUAUUCAUUACUGCUGAUCUUUUCAGUGCUGCACUCAGGUUGCCAAUUUUUGAACCUUUUUCUGAGCUUCCAUCCAUUGAACGCUAUCGAUGCCUUUUUGAUCAAUUGGGAUACGAUCACUCCAAGGCUGGUGCUAGAUCAAAUCUUAUUCUGCGUCAGUGUAUGACUCCAGGCUGGAAGUUCUUCACCGGAGCACUUUGCAAGUGCGUGGGCCACAAAUCUCAUAGUGGUGAUCAACUGAGUGCCUUUGAGCAACAAGUGGUAUGUUCUCUUCUUCUCAACAAACGGCUUGAUUAUGGGGCCUUCUUCUUUGAUCAGCUCGUUCAACUUCUUCGUACCAAUGUAUGA
This is a messenger RNA of Lactuca saligna, 1452 nucleotides long. Lineage: Eukaryota; Viridiplantae; Streptophyta; Magnoliopsida; Asterales; Asteraceae. The record is from the annotation of a GenBank genome assembly.